Molecule: messenger RNA, 2979 nt
Organism: Thecamonas trahens ATCC 50062
Lineage: Eukaryota; Apusomonadida; Apusomonadidae
Exons: 2
Coding region: 1-2889 (962 amino acids)
Source: RefSeq, a predicted model, not a curated record
AUGUCGUCGUUCUCUGCCGUCUUCCCGCUAGAUACCUCGACCGAAGCUGGCGUGGCCUCUGUGCGGCAGGCGUACCUCAAUGCCUCGGCCAUGGCCAUCUUUGCCCUUGUGGGCUACACACUGUAUCACAACCUCAUCAUAUUCUCAUCCUUCUUCAAUCCGCUGCUCUGGGCCGCCCUCGUCGGCUUUGUCCUGCACUUUGUCAAGCUCCGCGCUGUGCGCUCGGUCCGCACCUACGUCGACUCGGCUGAGCUGUCGGCAUCAGUCCACUCGCUGCCAGCGCUUCUGUAUCUGGCUGCACUGCCGCUUGUCCACCUCGCCCAUCGUGUCGACGCGCUCUCGACCGCCAUCUUUGACUGGAUCUGGGCCAUGAUCGAGUGGGCGUGGGCGCUGUCGUGGGCCCAUUGCUCGCUGGCGGUGGCUGUCGCUAGUCUUGCGCUCGCUUGCAGCGUCGAACCGUCGACGUAUUGGCUUCUUCAUGCCGCGGCGUGCAAUCUUGCGCUUGACGCCCACCGGACGCUCCUGUGGCUCGCAGACUGGUCGUGGGCCUACAUUCUGCUGUCAUGGCUCGCACUCUUGCUCUUCCGCUUCCGCAUCCGUGCACUGGUCAAGCUCCAAGCUGGGCCCGGCCGCGGCGAAGAGCAAAGCGACACAGGCUCGGUCCAGCCGCACACCCGCUGGACGCGCUCCCUGCUCAACAGCCUCGACUGGGCUGUGUGCGCGGUGACGUUCACCAUCUUCCCGGCCGCUCCGCUCUACGCCUCAUGGGGCUCGCUCUGGUCGACGCUCUCCUCAGGCCUCUGCUGCGGGCUGGUCUACCUCGGCUACCUCCACAACCGCGAGGACGAGCCGGCGACAGCGUGCGGAACGCCAAUCGAAGAGGGCGAGGCCGGCGCCAACGGCACGCCGCUCGACGUCGCUGACCUGCGCACGCCGGCCCAGAUGCGCAAGGCGCCUGAGACCAUCGACGUCCAGGUCAUGUCGCGAGCGUCGUCACUGGCAUCGGCCUACCGGCGGACGGUCGAGCAGGGACACGGGAGCCGGCGUGGCGGGCGGCGGCGGCGGCGGCGACGAGCAAAGAGCUCGUCCAAGGUGCAUCAGUCGAUGUGGUUUGCGCUGCUGUACGUGCUCUGCGCCGCAGUCCUCAUCACCCGCUUCCCGCUUUUCCGCAUCCUGGCCGGCGUCGGCGGCGUCAUCGUCGGCGGUCUCGUCGUCGCCAAGGUGGUGACGCGCAUCUUGGCUGGGCCGACCGCCUCCUGGUCAUCGACCGUGGCGUACGCGUCGUCGACCCGGGUGGCGAGUGCGGCGGGGCGGGCAUGGGCCGACGCGCUCUGGCUCCUCCGCCGCGUCUCGCCGGCGCCGGUGGUUGAGUUUGUGCGGCUGAUGUGGGACGGCGUUGUCUAUGCCGACCGAGCCAUUGUGGCACAGCUUCGUGACAAGGCCAACGUCCUUGUCACACUCAUGCUCAUUGUGGCGUUCUUUGUCACCACCAUGGGCGGCGGCACCUUUCUCACCUUUCAGCUCCAGGCCGAGUCGAUGGUCAUGUUCACCAAGUCGCAGCAGGUGUGGCGAGCGGCGACGCAUGCGCCGCUGGUGGAGCGGGUCUGGUUCGCCUCGGUCGGCGCCCGCGACGCCGUCGCCAUGGACGCCGCCUUUGCCUCGGCCUAUGAUGGCGCACGAUCCGCCGCGCUCUCCUGGGUUCAAUCACGGCUAGAGGAGGCCUUUGGUACAAACGUGAACAUCACGUACAUCGAGUCGCAGGUCACAGCAUACUGGCUCAGCGCCGGUGGCAACGGCAACGGCACGGCUUCGUCCGGCAGCGUAUCAGAGCCGCCUGGUGUAGCGAACGGCGGGCGCUCGCCGGGAAGCGGCGCAGGGCCAGUCCCAUCCGAGGCGCCACUGGCGUGGAUGGCGUCGAUAGUGCGACAGGCGUCGGAGCUCCGCGUCCUGCAGUGGGUUCGUCGGCUUAAGCUCGCCCAAGUCCGCGAGACGGUGGGCGCGUACUUGAGCUCGAUCUCACAGGCAGCGACGUCAACCUUUUCGUUUGUCUCGUUUGUCUUUUGGCUCUCCUUUGCUGUCCUCAAGGGCACCAUUGACAUGGCCGUCUCGCUCGUCAUCUUCUUCUCCGCGCUCGGCUACUUUCUGGUCUCGGACACCUUCCGGCCGCUCGACAUUCUGACCUCGUUCUUGCCGACGGCGCAGCUGCAGGCCAAGCUCCGCAAGGACGUGGAAGACACGCUCAACCAGGUAUUCCUCGCCUCGAUCCUCCUUGCCUGGUACCACUUCCUGCUCGUGUGGGCCACGUUUGAGUUUGUGGGCGCCGAUCUCGUAUACAUCCCGGCCCUGCUCUCGGCCUCGAUGGCAGUCAUCCCCAAGUUCCCGUCGUUCCUCUUUGUUGUCCCGUUUGCCGUCGAGAUGUGGCUUGUGCAGGACAAGCCGUACGCCGCACUCUUUGGCAUGUUCCUCCCGCACCUGCUCGCGUGGUGGUUUGUCGACACUGCCAUCCAGGCCUCCAUCAAGCGCUCACAUCCGUACCUGACCGGCCUCGCCAUGGUCGGCGGCCUCUCGCAGUUUGGCCUGCAAGGCGCCAUCUUUGGCCCGCUCCUCGUUUCUAUGCUCAUGAUCGCCACCUCGUUCCUCACCUCGGAGGCCGCGGCCUCGGACGAGUUCAUGGCCUCGUUCACUGGCGCAGGCUCGUCGCCCACUCCCCUGCCGCCGCUCGCCUUUCCCACCCCGGCCUCUGCCCCGGCCUCGGGCCCUGUCGCCCUCCGCAAGCGUGCCGCUCACCAGCGCGCCGCCGCCGCAGACUCGCCACUCGACGUCGUCGCCGCCAGACGCGGCCUCGACGUCGACGAGCUCGCUGCCGAAGGCGAUGCUGUUGAAAAGUGAUGGACAAAGGCUCAACUACCUGUCCAAUUGCUUCUGUUGCAUGCGUGUGUUUGUGUGUUGUGGCUGAUUGUGCUACGCGUGUGCGCCCCC